AUGCCAAUAAAAGAUUUUUGCACUUUUGCUUGCCAUUCACUAGGACCUAUGAAAGGAAAACCAGAAAGUUUAUUGGAACGAACUUUUAUUAUUUUCGCUGCUCCUUAUGCCUGUUUUCUGAAAAAUAGACAUUGUUAUGCUCUUCCAGAAGUAACAUAUGAAAAUUUAAUAUCAAAACCAGAAGAAACUAUUGGUGCAGUUUUUGAUGUUUGUGGUAUUUCAAAAUCACUAAUUCCAGAAGCACUGACUGCACUGAAUAGAGAUUCUCAAGCUGGAACUCUUUUAAGCAGAGAUAAAAUGGCACAAAUUAAAAGUCUUGAACUUAGCAAGUUGGAUCGAAAAAGACUAAAUGAAAUAGCAAAAAGAAUGGAAUUACCUGAAUCUAUAUUCUAUUUUUAA
Molecule: messenger RNA, 399 nt
Organism: Rotaria sordida
Lineage: Eukaryota; Metazoa; Rotifera; Eurotatoria; Philodinida; Philodinidae
Source: the annotation of a GenBank genome assembly